This is a messenger RNA of Tetrahymena thermophila SB210, 4254 nucleotides long. Its product is annotated as transmembrane protein, putative. The record is from RefSeq and is a predicted model, not a curated record. Lineage: Eukaryota; Ciliophora; Oligohymenophorea; Hymenostomatida; Tetrahymenidae. The transcript is spliced from 10 exons.
AUGAAGCAAAGUAGAUUUAAGCCAAAUAAAUAAUGUGAGUUUUUAAGUAUGAGCUAAUAAAUACAGAGUACCCUAUUAUAUUUUAUGAGAAAAAUUAUAUUCUAAUUACAGCUAAUUUAUUUAGUUUCUAUGGCUCUUUUUUGCAAUAUAGCUUAAUGCCAAUAAAAUAAGUAACUAAAUUCAAUGGAUUUGAUAAAUAAUUCUUAGUUUAUAGAGUUAGAUCCUGGUUAUUCGCUCGUAAUGAAUAUAGAUUUUACUUUCUACCUUAAAAUAGGUGAUACUUAUAAAUACGGAACUGAUUGGUCUUUAAGCCUUUGCUCAUUUUCUUCAAGCGCUCCAAGUAUUCCUGCAUCAAGUACAUAUUGUAAUUUGAGUGUAUGCAGCAAUGGAACAAGCUUACCUUUACCUAAAGUGUAUUUUGAUUAAGGGGUAUUUAUUUAUUAAGAAUAUAAAUUGAGAUUAUACAAUCAAUCUCCUAACUAAACAUAUAUAUUCCCAUAUAUUGCAUGUACUAAUGAGUAGUUUAUUUAGUAAUUCCCGCUUUAAGGAAACUAAAGGCUUCCAAUUACUUAUACUAAAGUAACUUCUUCUAGAGCUUAAUACGGAACCUCUAAGUUAUUUUUCUUUGUUUUAAACUAAAAUAAAUUACUGAAUUAUCUUCUACCAUUCAACAUGCCAACAGAUGGCCCAUUUUUCGACUAAGUUAAUCCUGAAAUAUCUUUUCCAGGUCCUCCUACCUACUCUUCUUAACCUUUUGAUACUACUUAUUGGCAAAAUAUAAAUACCGUUCUAAUACCUUAUAUCCCCUUUUUUUCUUUUUGCAAUGGAUUUGGUAGACAUAUUCUAUUAAAUGAAGUAUUUGAAUCAGUCUAAUAUUGUAACUUAAUUCCUCCUGAAAAUACUAAAACUGUGAAUUAUAUUCCUACAAUUGGGUUUGAUCCUGUAUCUGAUAGUUGCCAUGCAGAAAUAUAAUGCGAGUAUGAAGAAGAUUUUACAUAACAGUAUAAAGGAACACAGUGGUAUUUUCCAACAUCAGACACUGCAAUUUAUUUGUCAACUGAUCCUAUAACAAUCGAUUCUUUUAUACAAAACGAAAGUGAUCCUUCAGGAAUAUAUUAAUAAUAUAUAAUUAAUAAUGAUAUCUCACUUAUAGGAGUGCCUAUAACAGCUAAUAAUAUGGGAGUUUAAGGACAACAGCAUCCAUCAAAAGUUACAUUCAAUAUUAACUACAACUAAGUUGAUAGAUACACAAAAAGAAUUAUUUCAGCUAGCAUUGUUGUGUCAGACUAUGUGAAUAAUACUUCUGCUAGUGGUAAUAGUCCAGCACCUCCAAAUACUUAUACUUUAAUCAUAAAUUUCAAUCCUUUGAGUUAUGUUGAUUUGGUUAACUACUUUUAAUUUGGUUAGCUUGUUUAUGCAAUUUUGUUUAUUAUUUUAUCGCUUAUUCCUGUUCUUUGUGUCUUUUUAGUUUGGAUUUUUAAUAAUUUCAUCUCUCCAAAUAAGUACAAGCCACCUCUUAAAGUAUGGAAAACUAUUAAAAUUGCAUUUUGGCCAGCUUUUGAAGGAAACUUAUAUGGCAUUAUUCCUUCUAUAUUAGUUACAGCCUUUGUUUAUAUUCUAUAAAACAAUGGUACACUAUUUAGCAAUUCAAGUAUUUACUAUUAGUAUGAUUUUGGCACAGUGAGUAUCGAAUAAGCAAUAUAAAUAAAGAGAGGAAGAACUGGUCUUAUCCUCGGCAUAGUUGGUCUCUUUUUUAUUUAUUAUGGGUCUUGUCUUUUGAUUCCAACUCCAACAAAGGAAUAAGAAGAAACUAUUAAAAUAUUCUUAAAGAAAUAAAUUUAAGAUAAAAAUAAUAGGGAAUUAAAAGAUUUUAAUGAAUUUCAUACAAUGAAAAACUCUCGGUAAAACUCUCAAGAAGAUGAAGAAAAUGAUAAUAGUGAAAAAAAUAGUUAAAAUAGUUAAGAUGAUAAAGAAGAUAAUGAGGGAGAUAGUAUUCUUAACAAAAAAAAAUCAAAUUACAAUGAUGAUAAAAGCUCACACCAUAAAAAAAAAUCGUAAAAUGAAAGUCGCAAUCCUCUUAAUCAUAAAGAUGAAGACUAAGAUAAUUUAUUAGAUGGAGAUAAUGAUAAAUAAGAAUAAUAAGAGUCUCAAAAAAAUCUCAGUGGAGAGCAUGGACAUGAAGAUGAGGAAGAAAAAGAAAAGGAAGGAGAGGAGAGCGAUGAAGAGGAAGAAGAAGACUUUGAAAUCACUUAAGUUUUUAUUUUUAAGAGAUAUCAUUUCUUUGUAGUUUGCUUAAUUUCUUCAGUUGUAUUUUUGGCUUUAUUAGAAUUUUCAUACACUAGCUCAUUUACUCAAUAUAUAGAUGGUUAUAUAUUCCUCCUGUUCUUGAUUGAAGCCAUCUUUAUUACUAUAUUGCAAGAAUUUAUUUUAAAAGAAAGUUUGUUAGUUUACCCUAUAAGUGCAUCUCUAGAAACAAUUUAAUUCAUCAUGACUAUAGCAGCUUCCAACUUCAUAGAAUUUAUUAAGCUUUAUUUAAUUAGAAUGCUUGCUGUAAUAAUUUAUCGCUCCUACUUAGAUCCUGUAAUAGCAAACAAAUAAAUUUACAAGAUCAAGUUUAUUGAGAAAAUCCUUUCUUUUCAGAUUACUCACAGAGUACUUCCUCAUUCCUACAUAUAAAUUCUCUAAAAGCAUGUAAAACCAAAUGCAUUUGAAUAAAAUUUAAAAAAUUACAUGGGUAUAGCAGAUUAAAAUUAGAAUUUAUUAUCUGGAUCAAAAACACUUGAAUAAGUUUUAAAUUAAUUGCUUACUUAUGCUUCCAAGAUGCACUCAAUUUUUACCAAACCUUGUGCAUUAUUUUUGAUCUUAAUUUUCUCAUAAGAAAAUAUGAUUCCAGAUUAGUACUCUAUCAGAUAGCAAGAUUUUGUAAACUAUUUAAUUUUUGCCUCUAUAAUUAUAUUUCCAUAAAUUAUGAUUGAUGUGCUAGUCUUAAAUAGUUUGGAAGUACUUUACGGUAUCAAGCUUUACGAUUAUUUUUCAUAUUGUAAAUAUAAAUACGAUAAUAGAGGAGUAGCUUGGAUAGGUUAAAAUUAUGUUAAAGAUAAAACAAUUGAUAUAAAUUUUCGCUCUUUAGAUAACAUGUGCUUUUCUGUAUAAUUCUAUUUUGUUGGAUGCAUAACUAUUGCUGGAAUAAUCUUUCUAGUCAUGGGUAUAUCAGUAAUGAUAAGGUAGAAUUAUAUAUUCUUUUCUGAUCCUGCUAUUUAUGCUAUAUUCCCUUUCCUUUAUUUUGUGAUCAUGCCUUCAUAAAGGCUGCUCACUUGGAUUUGGCUAAAGAUUGAUAUAUGGAAACUGAAAGUUUAAGAUAAGAUAACUUAACCUUUGAGUAGCAUCGAAGAUGUCUUAAAUCAAGAGAGAGAUAGUAUUGAAUAGAUUAUGGAAGAAGAUGAAAUAAGAGAACAUUUCCUCAAGUGCAACAAAGAAUGGCUCAUUAAGAAUAUGAAAGAUUUUUUAACACCCGAGAGUUUCCUUGAAAAUAAUGAAUACUUGUUGAAUGAAGUGUAUAGACAAUUACUUGAUGACUAGAAAAAAGAAGAAAAAGAGAUUAGAAGAUAAUAGAUGCAGUAAAUUAAAAAAGAUUAAGAAGAAAAGAAAACCACAGAUAUUUCUAUAAAAAGAAAUGAUAGUAAUAAUGUAAAUGGAACUAUAGUUGCUAAUGAUAAAGAUGACAAUACAAUUUAUUUAUAUCCUGGAACUAAAGAGCACUCAGUUUUAGUCAAAAUAAUCUAAAUAUGGUACUACAGAGCUAAGUAGGUUUGCUUCUUAAAAAAUCUUGUUAAAAGCACUAAAGAGAGCAAACUGCAAAAUAAGUGUUAAAUUUGCGACAUUGACAUAGAGUUAAAUGUCAUCGAACUAGAAAACUUCAAUUAACUAAUAUAUUAGUUCAAAGUUAGAAAUGCAGCAAGACCUUUUAAUAAAUAUUAGUGGAUAAAUUUUUAUGAGAAAAACUAAAGGUUUUAAACUAUGUGCAUAGAUUGUGAAUACAAAAGAAAAAAAGCUUUUAGAAAAAAUAAUAACUUUAAAGUUGAUAACCACAACAAUAACAACAAUAUUUAAAAAUAAUAUAAUAGUGUUGAGAAAAAUAAUUUACAGAGAAUAAAUGAUUUAACUGAAGAAGAUAUUAAAGUAAUAAGAAAGAUUUUACUAUUUUGGUAUUAAUAAGCAAGAACUAACUUAAUCAUUAAAUAAUUAAAAGAAUGA